AUGCUGCUCGGGUGGGCGUCCCUGCUGCUGUGCGCGCUCCGCCUGCCCCCGGUCGCGGCCGGCCCCGCCGCGGCACCUGCCCAGGAUACAGCCGGGCAGCCUCGGGCUGCCGCAGCGGCCGCCCAGCCCCGCGGGCGGCAGGGGGAGGAGGCGCAGGAGCGGGCCGAGCCUCCGGGCCACCCGCACCCCCUGGCGCCGCAGCGCAGGAGCGGCGGUCUGGUGCACAACAUCGACCAGAUCUACGCCGGCGGCGGCAAGGUGGGCUACCUCGUCUACGCGGGCGGCCGGAGGUUCCUCCUGGACCUGGAGCGCGAUGGCUCGCUGGGCGCCGCUGGCUUUGCGCCCGCGGGAAGCGGUCCGGGUGCCAGCCGGCGCCACCGGGACCACUGCUUCCACCGCGGCACCGUGGACGGCAGCCCCCGCUCCCUGGCUGUCUUUGACCUCUGCGGCGGGCUCGACGGCUUCUUCGCGGUGAAGCACGCGCGCUACACCCUGAAGCCGCUGCUGCGCGGGCCCCGGGCCGAGGCAGAGGCCGGGCGAGUGUACGGAGAUGGGUCCUCGCAGGUCCUGCACGUCUACACCCGCGAGGGCUUCAGCUUUGAGGCCGUGUCGCCGCGCGCUAGCUGCGAGACUCCCGCGUCCCCGCCAGGGCCUCGCGAGCGCCCCCCGGCGCACGGCAGCCCAGACCCACGCUGGGAGCUGGCCCCGCAGUUCCCGGACCAGACGGUUCCCUCCUCCGAGGGGACCCAGGGACCCCAGACGUGGUGGCGGCGGCGGCGCCGCUCCAUCUCCCGGGCCCGCCAGGUGGAGCUUCUCCUGGUGGCUGACGCGUCCAUGGCGCGGAUGUACGGCCGGGGCCUGCAGCACUACCUGCUGACCCUGGCCUCCAUCGCCAACAGGCUGUACAGCCACGCCAGCAUCGAGAACCACAUCCGCCUGGCCGUGGUGAAGGUGGUGGUGCUGGGUGACAAGGACAAGAGCCUGGAGGUGAGCAAGAACGCGGCCACCACGCUCAAGAACUUUUGCAAGUGGCAGCAUCAGCACAACCAGCUGGAGGAUGACCACGAGGAGCAUCACGACGCGGCCAUUCUGUUCACGCGGGAGGAUUUAUGUGGGCAUCAUUCAUGUGACACCCUGGGAAUGGCAGACGUUGGGACCAUAUGUUCCCCGGAGCGCAGCUGUGCUGUGAUUGAAGAUGAUGGCCUCCAUGCGGCUUUCACCGUGGCUCACGAAAUUGGACAUCUACUUGGCCUCUCCCAUGAUGAUUCCAAAUUCUGUGAAGAGAACUUUGGUUCCACAGAAGAUAAGCGCUUAAUGUCUUCCAUCCUAACCAGCAUCGAUGCGUCCAAACCCUGGUCCAAGUGCACUUCAGCCACCAUCACAGAAUUCCUGGAUGAUGGCCAUGGUAACUGUUUGCUAGAUGUACCACGCCAGCAGAUAUCGGGCCCUGAGGAGCUCCCCGGACAGACGUAUGAUGCCACCCAGCAGUGCAACCUGACAUUCGGGCCUGAGUACUCGGUGUGCCCUGGCAUGGACGUGUGCACUCGCCUGUGGUGUGCCGUGGUCCGCCAGGGCCAGAUGGUGUGUCUGACCAAGAAGCUGCCAGCCGUGGAAGGGACGCCAUGUGGGAAAGGGAGGAUUUGCCUGCAGGGCAAGUGUGUGGACAAGACCAAGAAAAAAUAUUAUUCAACAUCAAGCCAUGGCAACUGGGGAUCCUGGGGGCCCUGGGGCCAGUGUUCUCGCUCGUGUGGGGGAGGAGUGCAGUUUGCCUAUCGCCAUUGCAAUAACCCUGCACCCAGAAACAGUGGUCGCUACUGCACGGGGAAGAGGGCCAUCUACCGUUCCUGCAGCGUCACGCCCUGCCCACCCAACGGGAAAUCUUUCCGUCACGAACAGUGUGAGGCCAAAAAUGGAUACCAGUCUGAUGCGAAAGGAGUCAAGACAUUUGUGGAAUGGGUCCCCAAAUACGCAGGUGUCCUGCUGGGGGAUGUGUGCAAACUGACCUGCAGAGCUAAGGGGACUGGUUACUACGUGGUGUUUUCUCCAAAGGUGACGGAUGGGACAGAAUGCAGGCCGUAUAGUAACUCUGUGUGCGUCCGGGGGAAGUGUGUCCGGACUGGGUGUGACGGCAUUAUCGGCUCCAGGCUGCAGUAUGACAAGUGCGCAGUGUGCGGGGGAGACAACUCCAGUUGCACCAAGGUGGUCGGGACCUUCAAUAAAAAAAGUAAGGGUUACACUGAUGUGGUGAGGAUCCCCGAAGGGGCAACCCACAUAAAAGUCCGACAGUUCAAAGCCAAAGACCAGACUCGAUUCACUGCCUACUUAGCCCUGAAGAAGAAAAAUGGUGAGUACCUUAUCAAUGGGAAGUACAUGAUCUCCACCUCGGAAACCAUCAUCGACAUCAAUGGAACAGUCAUGAACUACAGUGGUUGGAGCCACAGGGAUGACUUCUUGCAUGGGAUGGGCUACUCAGCCACGAAGGAAAUUCUAAUAGUGCAGAUUCUUGCAACAGAUCCAACUAAAGCAUUAGAUGUCCGCUACAGUUUUUUCGUUCCCAAGAAGUCCACCCAAAAAGUAAACUCUGUCACUAGCCACGGCAGCAAUAAAGUGGGCUCACACACUCCACAGUUGCAGUGGGUGACAGGCCCAUGGCUCGCCUGUUCCAGGACCUGUGAUACGGGCUGGCACACCCGGACGGUCCAGUGCCAGGAUGCAAACCGGAAGUUAGCGAAGGGAUGCCUUCUCUCCCAGAGGCCUUCUGCGUUUAAGCAAUGUUUGCUAAAGAAAUGUUAG
This is a messenger RNA of Puma concolor (puma), 2793 nucleotides long. RefSeq names its product ADAM metallopeptidase with thrombospondin type 1 motif 5 (gene ADAMTS5). The record is from RefSeq and is a predicted model, not a curated record. Gene Ontology annotation, biological process: proteolysis; extracellular matrix organization. Lineage: Eukaryota; Metazoa; Chordata; Mammalia; Carnivora; Felidae. Gene Ontology annotation, molecular function: metalloendopeptidase activity; zinc ion binding.